This is a messenger RNA of Antrostomus carolinensis (chuck-will's-widow), 1746 nucleotides long. RefSeq names its product netrin G1 (gene NTNG1). The coding region runs from base 1 to 1746 and encodes 581 amino acids. Gene Ontology annotation, biological process: animal organ morphogenesis; axonogenesis; tissue development. The record is from RefSeq and is a predicted model, not a curated record. NCBI's taxonomy places the organism in Eukaryota, Metazoa, Chordata, Aves, Caprimulgiformes, Caprimulgidae. The transcript has 9 exons.
AUGUAUUUGUCAAGAUUCCUCUCACUUCACGCCCUCUGGGUUACUGUGUCCUCCAUGAUGCAGCACUACCCUUCUGUGUGGGGACACUAUGACGUGUGUAAGACUCAGAUUUACACGGAAGAAGGAAAAGUGUGGGAUUACAUGGCCUGCCAGCCGGAAGCCAGAGACAUGAUCAAAUAUGUAAAAGUGACUCUGGAUCCCCCAGACAUAACAUGUGGAGAUCCUCCCGAGACUUUCUGUGCAAUGGGGAAUCCCUACAUGUGCAAUAAUGAAUGUGAUGCGAGUACCCAAGAGCUGGCUCAUCCUCCGGAACUGAUGUUUGAUCUCGAAGGAAGACAUCCCUCCACAUUUUGGCAGUCCACGACUUGGAAGGAUUAUCCAAAGCCUCUUCAUGUCAAUAUUACACUCUCCUGGAACAAAACCAUUGAGCUGACAGAUAACAUAGUUAUCACUUUUGAAUCUGGCCGUCCAGACCAAAUGAUCCUAGAGAAAUCACUUGACUAUGGACGAACAUGGCAGCCCUACCAAUACUAUGCCACGGACUGCUUAGAUGCUUUCCACAUGGAUCCGAAAUCAGUGAGGGAUUUAUCGCAGAACACAGUCCUAGAAAUCAUUUGCACAGAGGAAUACUCUACUGGGUACAUGACAAAUAGUAAAAUAAUCCACUUUGAAAUCAAAGAUAGAUUUGCUUUUUUUGCUGGACCUCGGCUUCAUAACAUGGCUUCUCUUUAUGGACAGCUUGACACAACCAAGAAGUUAAGAGAUUUCUUUACCAUCACGGAUCUGAGAAUAAGACUGCUUAGGCCAGCAACUGGAGAAAUAUAUGUAGAUGAGCAACACCUGGCACGCUACUUUUAUGCAAUUUCAGACAUAAAGGUAUACGGAAGGUGUAAGUGCAACCUUCAUGCUACUGGCUGUAAAGAAGAAAACAAAAGACUACUUUGUGAAUGUGAGCAUAACACAACUGGCCCAGACUGUGGAAAAUGCAAGAAGAAUUACCAGGGCCGACCGUGGAGCCCUGGUUCUUAUCUGCCUAUACCUAAGGGCACUGCUAAUAUCUGUAUACCCAGUAUUUCCAGUAUCGGUAAUCCUCCAAAGUUUGAUAGGAUAUGGCCGAAUAUUUCUUCCCUUGAGGUUUCUAAACCAAACCAAGUUGCUCCCAAAUUAGCUAUGUCAACUGUUUCUUCUGUUCAAGUUGCAAACCACAAGAGAGACUGUGAAUGCUUCGGGCACUCCAACCGGUGCAGUUACAUCGAGCUGCUCAAUACGGUCAUUUGCGUGAGCUGUAAGCACAACACUAGAGGUCAGCACUGUGAGUUAUGCAGGCUGGGCUUCUUCAGAAAUGCUUCUGCAGAGCUGGACGAUGAAAAUGUGUGCAUAGACUGUUAUUGUAACCCUUUUGGUUCAGUCCAUGAUCGCUGUAAUGACAGAGGAUUUUGUGAGUGUAAGGAGGGAACAUCAGGGCCUAAAUGUGAUAAAUGUCUGCCGGGAUAUAUCUGGCACAGCUUGGGCUGUCAACCAAAUGUAUGUGACAAUGAACUCCUGCAUUGCCAGAACGGAGGAACAUGCAUCAACAAUGUGCGAUGCCAGUGCCCUCCGGCUUACACUGGCAUUUUAUGCGAGAAGUUGAAGUGUGAAAGGGAUCCAGGAGGCUGCGGCCAAAACUCGGGCCAGGGGGCAAUAUCACACCGGCCUCUGUUGCUGCUGACUGCUCUACUAGGAGCAGCUGGACUUUGCAUAUGUUAG